AUGAACGCCGCUCCUCCGUUGAUCACAACCACUGGUCCACAGCCCGUUCCUGCAACCUCGAUCGAGGCCAAACUCGUUGUGCUUGGGGCACAGGGCGUGGGCAAAACUUCGCUCGUUUCACGUUUCAUAAACCCGGGUGCACAGUUGGCCAAGAAUGUACAGUCGACCAUUGGAGCAUCCUUUGUAACCAAACGAAUCACCGACCCCGAUUCCUCAACCACCGUCCGAUUGCAAAUUUGGGACACUGCGGGACAAGAGAGGUUUCGCAGCAUAUCUCGGCUGUAUUAUCGAGGGGCAAAUGCGGGCCUCCUCUGUUACGACAUCACGAACGAGAGGAGCUGGGAAGAAAUGAAGACAUGGCUGGCCGAAAUGAAAGAAAACUGUGAAGAUGGCGAGGCAAUGCCCAUCAUCCAUGUGGUGGGGACUAAGAGCGACAUCGUGGCGGAUGAUCCCUCCAGCAGAGAGGUCACCUUUGAGAGGACGAUUGCCUACAUGGCCGAACAACUCGGAGGCGUCACUGCUGCCCAGAGUACGGCCUCAACGCCUCCUCUGACCAUGAAGCAUGGCAGUCUCACCAUUCAGAGCCCAGACUCAAAGCGCAGCUCGGGGUUUUGGAACCAGGAUGUUGGCUGGGACAGCUGCCAUGAAGUGAGUGCUAAGGACGGAGAAGGAAUCGAGGAGGUGUUCCGGGUUAUUGCCCGGAAAUUAAUCGAGCAGAAGCAUCAGAGGGACGCCGCCGAGUUGUCACGGUUACAACAGACAUCAGGCUAUCGCAACGAGCACGGUGAGGACUAUUUCGCCGCCAACCAUGGCCAUUCCGGAAGUUUCAGAGUUGGAUACGGUGACAAACGACGAAGCUGGCUCGGGUUACCAAGUGUUGGACUUGGCGAGUCGGAAGGCGGAGGAUCAGGCAUUGGAACGCGAGACCCUGAAGAGGCACGACGGAAAGGAAGAUGUUGCUGA
Molecule: messenger RNA, 963 nt
Organism: Capronia coronata CBS 617.96
Lineage: Eukaryota; Fungi; Ascomycota; Eurotiomycetes; Chaetothyriales; Herpotrichiellaceae
Exons: 1
Coding region: 1-963 (320 amino acids)
Biological process (GO): intracellular protein transport
Cellular component (GO): endomembrane system
Molecular function (GO): GTPase activity; GTP binding
Source: RefSeq, a predicted model, not a curated record